AAGUGUGGUGGGUUCAUGUCACCUCCCAGCUGCGUGGCUGCACAGCCAGCCCCCUUCCUGCAGAGCCCCCCUCCUGGCCGUGGGUUUAGGGACGGUGGCAAGGGGCUGCAGACUCCGGGGGUCUUCGGUGAGCAGCUGCCUGGUGAGGAGAGGAUUUCCACUCUGGGGUUUGGGUGCAGAUGCAGAGAGAAGAUGGCGAUGGGGCUUACAAGGGCGUUCCUCUUCCUCUUCUUCAUCAUGCAAACAGCCUGGGCACAACACGGUCCAUUGGAGGUGGUAGGGGUUGUUGAUGGGGUGGCAUAUCUCAGCCCCAGACUGCAAACCCAGACCUCCUAUCAUCAAAUCCACUGGCGGCGCAACAACUCGGUGAAGAUCACCAGCCGGGACAGCAAGGGGAAGGUCUGGUAUACCAACAGCACCUACAAGGGACGCCUGGAGCUCUUCCCCAACAACAGCCUAAAAAUCAGCUGCCUGCAGAAAAAUGACAGCAGCAUGUACCAGGUGUACCUGGAGGAUGAGGUGGGCAAGGAGUACACUGAAAACAUCCUUCUGACAGUGUAUGAGCUGGUCCCGAAGCCCACUGUGAACGCCAAAGUGAUCAGGGGUGACUUGACAUGGUGCAAAGCCACCCUGGAGUGCUCAGUGGGGCUUGAAGGGGUGACCUACGAGUGGAUCCCCCCCAGCAAGCUCCCACUGGAGGAUGCGGGUGCCUCUGAGCAGCAUGUCUCCUUUGACCCCUUGAUAGAAACCUACACCUGCAAAGUCAGCAACCCUGUCUCCUCCAACAAUGCCUCACUGACCUACAGGCACCCUUGUUCCUGGACAGGUGACUCCUCCGCUGCUGCAGCCUGUACCACCACCAGCAUGCUGGUGGUCCUGGGACACCUCCUCCCCCUCUUCUUCCUCCUCAGUCUGGCUUAAGGAUGCUCUGCGGUUGACAUCUCUCCUCAUCUCAUCACCCCCAGUGCCUGGAUGAAGUCCCUAAACUGGCUGGAUGCAGAAUGAUGCGGUUGCUCAAGGGAACCAUUAUAACCAGUGUCUGUUACACCAGCACCCACCUGCUUCCCACCAGCCCAGGCGCUGGCCUCUCUGCCACUGCCUUCAGGGUAGUUCCAUGCUUCACUUUCCCCCCUCACCUUUUCUACUUUGCUUCAAUCAGAGGUCAUUUUCUCCAGAUCUGAACAAAACCGGGAUGAACACUGUUGCAAUGGUGUUUCAAGAACCCUGGCAAUCUAAAUUAAGUUCAUGGUUAACUUCUUGGAAAUCCUCCUCUCCCCAGCCCUGAGAUCUGUGGGGAGACCCAAUCUGAGCCUUUCCCAGGGGUGCCCAUGGACUUGGAGGGAUCCUUGGCCAUUGCCUGCUGUUGAUGAUGGCCUUUAUGGUGCUGAUGAGCAGUGUGAUGGUGCAGGACAGUACAUGACGUGUUUAGCCUGAAACCAGUGACACUGGCAUGGAUGCAACUGGGUGCUGCCUGACCUCCAGGUCUGGAGCACCAGAACAUCUUGAAGCGGGCAGAGCUAAGGUGGCUUUCUCUGCAAGGGAGUAUUCAGCAGGGCGAGUAUGGCCUCUGCCUUCAGAAAUGUGUCUG
This is a messenger RNA of Haliaeetus leucocephalus (bald eagle), 1588 nucleotides long. Its product is annotated as CD48 antigen-like. The record is from RefSeq and is a predicted model, not a curated record. Lineage: Eukaryota; Metazoa; Chordata; Aves; Accipitriformes; Accipitridae. Gene Ontology annotation, biological process: T cell activation. The transcript is spliced from 4 exons. Gene Ontology annotation, cellular component: external side of plasma membrane. The coding region runs from base 16 to 921 and encodes 301 amino acids.